AUGAAGGAGGAUGCAAAGAGAACUAGCAAAAUGAUAAUGAUAAAGACCGUGCUGUUCAAGUAUAUUCUUGGAUCCCCGGUUGUAAGAGUCAUGAUUCUUCCCAUCAUAGUAGCACUGGUGGCCGCUGGAUAUGGGGAGAUAUUCAUCACACAGAUCCUAAAUGACAUCCAAGAAAAGGCCGAUAAUAAGGAGGCGGUGAAUGAAAAGAUCGGGACAUAUCUAAUUGUUGCACUUUCUUCGUAUGUGCUUGGGCUAGUAUCCUUGUUUACAAUGUCCAGCUAUGUAGAAACCAUAUGCAGAGAUUACAUUAUAGAUCUAUAUAAAGAGCACAUUUGCAUGUCGUUCCUAGACUUCAAGAAAAUAGGUAUUGGAGACAUGAUAUCGUUCAUGAAUAGAAAGGUUUCAUCCCUGCGAUGGAUUCUGGAGUCUACUAUAAAGUGUUUUAUCAUGAGCUUCUGCUGCAUUCUAAUAACGGUGAUUAAGAUCCGAAGUGGGGUUGAAAGCUACUAUGGGCUGCUUAUGGGGGGCGUCGUGAUUGCAUAUGGGGUGUGUGUGAUCAUCAUAAAUCAUUAUAGAAACAUUAUCAGGUUGAAGAUGAACAGAGAGAUUGACAUGACGGAGAGGAAGAGGUACAACAGCAUACUGAACUACGACAUUAUAAAGUCAUACAACAACGAGGAGUUUGAGGCAGAUGAGCUAUACAGGCGCAUGAAUGCAGAAACGAGGUACGGAAAGAUGUAUUGGAGCUGGCUGCAGGCCGGGAACUUUAUUGGAGAAAACAUAUUUAUGAUGGCGAUGUUUAUCAUGACUGUGCAAUUUUCGAGUAGGGGGGAGGGUAGUGUUGGCUUCAAGGAUUAUACCUUAAUAUUCUCAUUGAGCAACCAGCUUCGAAUGUAUUGUGUUGACAUAAGCAACAGCUUUGUGAUGAUACUACUGAAUCUAACAAAUAUAUCACAAAACAGAGCUGAGGCCAUCAAACUGGACACGGAGAAGCUUGGCUAUUACAAGAAAGACUUUGAAAAUGAAAUCAAAAUCGAGGGUUUGGAAAUAUCGAUUGGGGACAUAAAGCUGUUAAAGAAUGUAAACAUGAGGAUAAAGAAGGGGGAGAAGAUAGGGAUAUCUGGAGACAAUGGGGGAGGAAAGACCUCAUUUGCUAGGGCCCUCCUUGGAUUUCUUGAGUACGACGGAAGUAUUCUUGUUGACGAUGUAGAGCUUAACACACUGAGCAGAGAAGGCCUGAGGAGCAUGAUAUCAUACUCUCCCCAGGAGUCACAGCUGUUUAACAAGUCGAUUAUCAGCAACAUAAAGGAUGGGAACGAGUAUCUUAGUGACGAGGAGAUUGUUGAAUACUGCAAAAGAUAUGGAAUGGAUGAUGUGUUUAGAAGUCUUAGCGACGGAUACCAAACGAUUGUUGGAAACGGGGGGAACAGACUAAGCGGAGGACAGAGGCAAAAGGUUAGCCUGAUGAGGACUGUUGUUAAGGAUGCACCCAUAUACAUUUUCGACCAAGUGACCUCGCAUUUGGACAAAGAAUCUGAAAAUGCCAUAGUUGACAUGAUUAUGAAGCAUCUUUCGGACAAAACUGUUAUAAUGAUAAUGCAGAACUCAGGACUGCUGAGCAGGUUUGACCGGGUGUACUAUUUCUCGAAUGGUAUGUUAUCUAAUUAA
Encephalitozoon hellem ATCC 50504 is the source of this 1668-nucleotide messenger RNA. Its product is annotated as MdlB-type ABC transporter. Gene Ontology annotation, molecular function: ATP hydrolysis activity; ATP binding; ABC-type transporter activity. NCBI's taxonomy places the organism in Eukaryota, Fungi, Microsporidia, Unikaryonidae. Gene Ontology annotation, cellular component: membrane. Bases 1 to 1668 code for a protein of 555 amino acids. The transcript has a single exon. The record is from RefSeq and is a predicted model, not a curated record. Gene Ontology annotation, biological process: transmembrane transport.